CAAAUAGAAAACAAAAACAAAACGAAAAAUUUUUACCGCCUUUCCCUUAUCAUUUCCAGCCCUUUACAGAUGGUUCAUUGGCCUCUGCUUUCAGCCAAAAUUUCCUCCCUUGCUCAAUUUGCUAAGGGUUAAUAACAUGAAAGACCUUCACAGAUGCAACACUAAAACCGCUACCAUUUGCGAUAUGCUCUGGCAUAUUACGGACAUUAUGGAAUUCAAAAUUUCUUGCCAGGAAACACUACAGUGUUAUUAGUUUUUUCCACAAAGCUGGAGUUGUUGACAUUGAUGAUGAGGUAUCUGACGUAUCCAAGGUCUUUCAUUCUUAUCUGGGAAGUGUUUUGAGAAAAUAUCAGGAAGAUGGAUGUAGUUAACAGAAUGGGGCAUAUUAUUGUGCUCUUCGUGACCUCGAUAGGUUUACCAAAGCUUCGACAGGCUGUUAUCUUGUUGUUCUUUCAAUGUUGGCCUGCACUCUUUAGAAGACAGUAUAGCCAAUUCGGACAUCCCAUUAGCUAGCAGACUGUGCGAAAGUAAAGUCACUGCAAGACAAAAAAACAAACAAAAAUCUCCAACUAUGGUGCUGUCGGUGAUACCAGAUGAUGGUCAUCCUUACCUAGAAAUACAAUGGAAACUGAGCGAGACGGAAGUAGAAGCCGUCUUCCUAUCGAAUUUGGUUGAAUUCCGAGGUCUCAGAGCUAUCCGUUUGGGUAUUCAAAACCUAAAGGAUCAGCGUUGCACACUGAAUCUCUUCGCUCAUCAUAUUCGGCACACGGGGGUUGAAUUGAAAGCUGUUAUUUGCCGUGUCGACGGACUCGAAUGGAUAGACAUGAUACAGCAUGGCUGUCAGUCAACAGCGCUUUUUACAGCAAUUCUUGCCAAAACACUACAAGGCCCUCAAACACUAACUUUUCGGGUUUUCAUUGCUAACACUGUUUGCAAUUACCGAUUCCUACUAAGAGAUUGCACGUUAAAGCAUCAUCUUUGGUCUGCCGCCUCUAAAAACAGCGGAACUACAGAUAUGGACUUCAAAAUUCAAAAUCGUAUUUUUCCGGCACAUAAAUCUCUCGUCAUUGCACGCAGCAAGACUUUCUCUGCUGAACUCGAAAGGCUAGAGGAACUGACAGACGAGGGCUGCACGAAUAGUAGACCUCGCAUCGCUCUCGACUUGAAUCCGGAUACUUUCGAAGCUCUACUCAAGUACAUGUAUACGGGCGAAUUCCAAGUUCCCAUGAAAAACAUGGAAGAAUUCUGGAAAAGUGUUGCAACCUAUGGAUUGGCUACACUAUCACAACUCGGUGAGGUCGUGCUCCAAGGAUCGUUAAAGCCGACCGAUUGGAUCGAACUGCUUGGGUCGUUGGAAGUGACACGGAGGGAACACCAGUUACCAACGGGAUUCCCGUCUGAAGUGUCUACGAUUAGUAAUUCCGGUUUCAUGCUGCGUUUUACUGACCGCAUGUCGAACGAAUCGAAAGGCAAUUUCAAGUUCCUGGAAGAGACUAGGUUUGGCUGGCGCUACUCUGCGAGUGUGGACGAAAACGACAAAGUUUCCAAUCUAUAUAUUUGCUUCUUUAGUAGCCUUAACUGUAACAGCGAUCUCUACGUUUGUGACGUUAUUUUUCGAAGCCAAAAUGAUGUAAUAACUAUGGUUGAACGCCACCGGCAAAACGACGACUGCCUGGUGCAGUCGUCGUGCCAGAUCUUCUAUGCCAAUUUGAUCCGUGGAAAUGACUGUAACGAGUCCGCGUGUUUCGAAAUAUUCAUUCGUUCCAGUAUCGAAACAGUAGCGGUCGAGCUGGUAGAUGCCCAGCUUGGUGAAUCAUUAUGGAUGGCAGCUGAGAAUGCAAAGGGAACGGACGUUGAAUUUCAAGUCGGUGAUAAAGUUUUCUGCGCCCACACGUGGUUAGUUGCAUCCCGUAGUCAGCCCUUUGCGACACUAUUUAGCGACUUGCUACUGGAAGAAGCGGCUGGCUGUGACGUUUGGUCUUCGUCAGAAACUGAACUUAAGACCGCAACAGCGAUAACGUCAACAGCAAAAACCACAAUCAAAAUUAAUGAAAUUGAACCAGACAUCUUCCGAGAGUUACUCAAGUACAUGUAUACUGGAACGCUAGGUAUGGCAGCCAACAAGUCGCUACUAAAGGCUGCUGAAAAAUACGAAAUUGAAAGUUUAAUGAACAUUUGCAGAGCUGCUAUUCGUGAAAUUGAUUGUGAGAAUUUAUCGUUCAAAUUACUUUCUUAUUGAUAUUGAUAUCUUAAGCAUAUAGAGAUGGUAAGUAUAGGAUUAACAAUUAGAGUGAAGCUGGUAAUGUUAAUGGAGUGUUUGCGUUGACUAAUUUUCCACGUGUCGGCUAGGGUUUGGAUUAAUUUUUCAAUUUCGUUUCAUUGAUUUUUGCAUUUCACUUCAAAAGUUAGCAUCAGAAUGGGUCAUGGCAUUGUUGUUGCCAAUUGUGCGAAUACAUGUUCACUGUAACUGCAAA
Messenger RNA from Daphnia magna, 2474 nucleotides. RefSeq lists its product as uncharacterized. Gene Ontology annotation, biological process: regulation of proteolysis; proteasome-mediated ubiquitin-dependent protein catabolic process. Bases 572 to 2239 code for a protein of 555 amino acids. Lineage: Eukaryota; Metazoa; Arthropoda; Branchiopoda; Diplostraca; Daphniidae. Gene Ontology annotation, cellular component: cytoplasm; nucleus. The transcript is spliced from 4 exons. The record is from RefSeq and is a predicted model, not a curated record. Gene Ontology annotation, molecular function: ubiquitin protein ligase binding.